GCCCUGUGCCUUGUGCCACCUGGGCCAGCUGCUCUGGGGAAUGUGAAUGGUCUGCGGCGGCGGCGGCGGCAGGGAGGAGGCUGCUGCUGUGAGUAGAGGUCUCGCGAGCCCCUCUCAGAAAGCUGCAGCCAUGGAUAUAUUUGGUGACCUGCGGCGAAUGAACAAGCGUCAGCUCUAUUACCAAGUCUUAAAUUUUGCCAUGAUUGUGUCUUCGGCGUUGAUGAUAUGGAAAGGCCUUAUUGUUAUCACUGGGAGUGAGAGUCCUAUCGUUGUAGUGCUCAGUGGCAGCAUGGAGCCAGCCUUUCACAGAGGAGAUCUGCUGUUCUUAACGAACUUCCGGGACGACCCCAUCAGGGCCGGGGAAAUAGUGGUUUUUAAAGUCGAAGGCAGAGAUAUUCCGAUUGUACACAGAGUAAUCAAAGUUCACGAAAAAGAAAACGGCAACAUCAAAUUUCUGACCAAGGGCGACAAUAACGAAGUUGACGACAGAGGCUUGUACAAAGAAGGCCAGAACUGGCUCGAGAAGAAGGACGUUGUCGGCAGAGCACGAGGGUUUUUGCCGUAUGUUGGAAUGGUGACCAUAAUCAUGAACGACUAUCCAAAAUUUAAGUACGCUCUCCUGGCUGUCAUGGGCGCGUAUGUCCUCCUGAAACGAGAAUCAUAAAAGACUGAACAUGGAACUGCCUUGCGCAACUCUUGAGCGUAGAUAUACAAAGAGAUACUAAUAUAUUUGAACCGUCCCUGUGUCUGUACAAAAUAUUUCAUGGUCCGCAGACAAUACUUUCCCAAUGAAUUUUCCUGUCCGUGCCACGAUCUUAAAAACCCUUUUCUUGUGCAUAAGUCCUACUGGUCGCAUCUGAAUGAGCCUAUAAGUGUUCUUACAACUGGAUUACAAACAAUGUCCACUGGUAUUUUGUUUACAA
This is a messenger RNA of Lacerta agilis (Sand lizard), 923 nucleotides long. It is a transcript of the gene SEC11C, whose product is annotated as SEC11 homolog C, signal peptidase complex subunit. The coding region runs from base 47 to 664 and encodes 205 amino acids. Gene Ontology annotation, cellular component: membrane; signal peptidase complex. The transcript has 7 exons. The record is from RefSeq and is a predicted model, not a curated record. Lineage: Eukaryota; Metazoa; Chordata; Lepidosauria; Squamata; Lacertidae. Gene Ontology annotation, molecular function: serine-type endopeptidase activity.